AUGGCGCAGCAAGGAGCUCAGCUGGACGGAGCUAAAUUCUGCUGUUCCAUCUGUUUGGAUCUACUGAAGGAUCCGGUGACUAUUCCCUGUGGACACAGCUACUGCAUGAGCUGUAUUAACAACUUCUGGGAUGAAGAGGAUAAGAAGGAAAUCUACAGCUGUCCUCAGUGCAGACAGUCCUUCACACCGAGGCCUGUCCUGGUAAAAAGCACCAUGUUAGCAGAUUUAGUGGAGGAGCUGAAGAAGACUAGAUUCCAAGCUGCUGCUGCUGAUCUCUGCUAUGCUGGACCUGAAGAUGUGGCCUGUGAUUUCUGCACUGGGAGGAAGCUGAAAGCCUUCAAGUCCUGUUUGACUUGUCCAGCAUCUUACUGUGAGAAACACCUCCAGCCUCAUUAUGAUGUAGCUCCACUGAAGAAACACAAGCUGGUCGACCCCUCCAAGAAGCUCCAGGAGAACAUCUGCUCUCAUCAUGAUGAGGUGAUGAAGAUGUUCUGUCGUACUGAUCAGCAGAUUAUCUGUUAUCUCUGCUCUGUGGAUGAACAUAAAGGCCACGACACAGUCUCAGCUAAAGCAGAAAGGACUGAGAGGCAGAGAGAGCUCGAGGUGAGUCGACUAAACAUCCAGCAGAGAAUCCAGGACAGAGAGAAAGAUGUGAAGCUGCUUCAACAGGAAGUGGAGGCCGUCAGUCGCUCUGCUGAUAAAGCAGUGGAGGACAGUGAGAAGAUCUUCACUGAGCUGAUCCGUCUCCUCCAGAAAAGAAGCUCUGAUGUGAAGCAGCAGAUCAGAUCCCAGCAGGAAACUGAAGUGGGUCGAGUCAAAGAGCUUCAGGAGAAGCUGCAGCAGGAGAUCACUGAGCUGAAGAGGAAAGACGCUGAACUGAAGCAGCUCUCACACACAGAGGAUCACAACCAGUUUCUACACAACUACCCCUCAGUGUCUCAACUCAGUGAACCUACAGACUCAUCCAGCAUCAAUAUCCGUCCUCUCAGAUACUUUGAGGAUGUGACAGCAGCUGUGUCAGAGCUCAGAGAUAAACUACAGGACAUCCUGAAGGAGGAAUGGACAAACAUCUCACUGACAGUGACUGAAGUGGACGCUUUACUGUCAGAAUCAAAAUCAGAACCCAAGACCAGAGCUGGAUUCUUAAGAUAUUCACAUGAAAUCACUCUGGAUCCAAACAAUGCAGACACGCAGCUGUUAUUAUCUGAUGGGAACAGAAAAGCAAAACUAACAACUCAACAACAGUCUUAUUCUAGUCACACAGACAGAUUCACUGCAUGUGGUCAGGUCCUGAGCAGGGAGAGUCUGACUGGACGUUGUUACUGGGAGGUGGAGUGGAGUGGGACAGGAGUUCGUGUAGCAGUCGCAUACAAGAAUAUCAGCAGAGCAGGAAACUCAAGUGAAUGUGCAUUUGGAUGCAAUGACAAAUCUUGGGCUUUAUAUUAUUACAAUAACAGUUAUACAUUCUGGUUCAACAGCAUCUCAACUCCCGUCUCAGGUCCUGUUUCCUCCAGAGUCGGAGUGUACCUGGAUCACAGAGCAGGUAUUCUGUCCUUCUACAGCGUCUCUGAAACCAUGACUCUCCUCCACAGAGUCCAGACCACAUUCACUCAGCCUCUCUAUGCUGGAUUUCAAUUUUAUUCUAAUAAUUACGGAGACACAGCUGAGUUGUGUAAAGUGAAAUAG
Messenger RNA from Scomber japonicus (chub mackerel), 1686 nucleotides. Its product is annotated as tripartite motif-containing protein 16-like. Lineage: Eukaryota; Metazoa; Chordata; Actinopteri; Scombriformes; Scombridae. The coding region runs from base 1 to 1686 and encodes 561 amino acids. The transcript has a single exon. Gene Ontology annotation, molecular function: protein binding; zinc ion binding. The record is from RefSeq and is a predicted model, not a curated record.